Molecule: messenger RNA, 2448 nt
Organism: Candida dubliniensis CD36
Lineage: Eukaryota; Fungi; Ascomycota; Pichiomycetes; Serinales; Debaryomycetaceae
Exons: 1
Coding region: 1-2448 (815 amino acids)
Biological process (GO): carbohydrate metabolic process; glycoprotein catabolic process
Molecular function (GO): beta-mannosidase activity
Source: RefSeq, a predicted model, not a curated record
AUGGCAGUGGAUUUAACUAACUGGCAAUUUCGUCAAAUAUCAAACCACAUAAAAUCACCAUUAAUUUCCAACCAAUGGUACGACACCAAGAAUUUCUCAUCACACCAAAUACAUGUUGAUCUUUUAUAUGCAAAUAUCAUCCCUGAUCCAUUUAUUGAUGAUAAUGAAAUUCAUGUGCAAUGGAUUGGUGAAUUGGAUUGGCAAUAUCGAUGUAUAUUUGAUGUUCCAGGAACCUCGAUUGGUAAUGCUAGUUUGAUAUUUGAAGGUAUUGAUACAUUUGCUGAUAUACAACUAAACAACAAAACCAUUUUAACCACUGAGAAUUAUUUCCAAAAACAUAUUAUCCCCAUAACAGUAAACAGUCAUAAUGAAUUGAUAAUUACAUUUAAUAGUAGUUUAAAAGUUGGUCAAGAGUUAGAACAAGAAUAUGGGAAAUUACAAGUUUGGAAUGGUGAUAGUUCACGAGUUUAUGUUAGGAAACCACAAUUUCAAUAUGGAUGGGAUUGGGGUCCUACUUUAAACACUUGUGGGUUUGAAUCUAUUAAAUUGAUUACUGAAAAAGAUCAUGUUAAUGAUUUUUUUAUACGAUACAAUUUAAAUCAAGAAAUGAACAUUGCUGAAUUAUCAAUUGAAAUUGAUUUUUUGUUUGACGACUAUCCAGAAAGUUUAGAAAUUAAGAUAAAAGAUGAUGCAGAUGUUGUUAUUGAUAGUAUUGUACCAACAAGUUCUAUCACCAAUUAUAAUAUUAGCAAUGUCAAAUUAUGGUAUCCCAGAAACCAAGGAGAACAACCCCUUUACACAUUUUCUUUAUUUGUCAAUGGGAUGUGCAAGACUACACUUAAAGUUGGGUUUAGAAAAAUAGAAUUAGUUCAAUUGAAUGACAAAUAUGGUAAAUCAUUUUAUUUCAAAAUCAACAAUAUACCAACACAAAUUUUUGGAACAAAUUGGAUCCCUGCUCAUUCCUUCCAGUCCCAAUUAACCGACUUGGAGUAUCAACAAUGGAUCAAUUUGAUAGUUAAUGGUGGAUAUAAUUUGAUUCGAAUUUGGGGUGGUGGUCAAUAUGAAAAAGAUAUUUUAUAUUCAUUAUGUGACGAAGUUGGUAUUUUGAUUUGGCAAGAUUUUAUGUUUGCCUGCGGGAUUUAUCCUCAAACUAUAAUAGAAUCAGUUACACAAGAAGUUGAAGAUCAAUUAAUUAGAUUGAGACAACAUUGUUCAAUAGUAAUCUAUGCUGGUAACAAUGAAGAUUAUCAGAUUGCCGAACUGAUAAACCUUGAUACCAAUAAUUUUACUCAAUUCCCAGCAAAACAUAUCUAUGAACAUAUAAUACCUGCUAAAAUCAACAAAUUGUGUAAUUUAACUCCAUAUCAUUACGGGUCUCCGUAUUCAGACCAUUCACACAAAUCUUCUAAUCCAACAAUAGGAGAUUUACAUCAAUGGAAUGUUUGGCAUGGUACUCAUGAACCAUAUCAGAACUGGCCUCAAUUAUCAGGUAGAUUUGUAUCAGAAUUUGGAAUGCUAUCGUACCCGUCUUUGAAUACAUUGGCGAAAUAUAUCAAUGAAUCACAAUUAUCAAUUAAUUCAACUUUACUAAAUUUCCAUACUAAAGCUGCUGGUAAAGAACAAUUAAAUAACUAUUUAUGGAAUAAUUUCCCUAAACCAAAAUCACUUGAAAUUUCACAUUACAUUUAUUUGACACAAUUACUUCAAUCCGAGGCAAUGUCGUUAGCUUAUCGCUAUUGGAGACAGAAUUGGAAAGACUACAAAACUGGUGGGAUAAUUAUGUGGCAGUUAAAUGAUUGUUGGCCAAGUAUAUCAUGGUCUUCCAUUGAUUUUUUAAAAGUUCCUAAAUUGGCAUAUUAUGGUGUAAAGAGAGAGAUUCUGCAAAUUGGGAUAGCUUGUAGGAGAUUUCAAAUUAAACAGCAAACCUACAAACAGCAAAAUGUAUUUGAAGUUAAGCAGUGUUUAGAUAUAUGGGGAGUUGGCGAAUUUUCUAAAAUUGAUGUUGAAAUUGAGUUUUAUAAUGAACAUGGUGAAUUGUAUUUUUCCAAAUCAAUAAACAGUUGUGUUUUCCUCAAAAACAAGGUGAAUAUGGUUGCGGAGAAGUUAUGUUUUGAUAACUUAAACGAUAAUAGUAUUAUUUAUUUAAAAUUAAUACAAAAUGGCAGAACCAUAGCUCAAUCAAGUGAUUGGCCACAACCAUUGAAGAAAUUGUCAUGGAAUCAAAUGGCGACAAAUAUUACAUUAGAAUAUCUAGGAGAAGGAAAUUUCCAAGUAUCAACAACCAAACCUGUUAAAGGACUUGAAUUUUAUUUUGAUUCUAUUGAUAAUUAUCUAUUUGAUGAUAAUGGAAUUGAUUUAUUCCCUAACGAUCCUCAAAUAAUACAUGUUAAUGGCUUUGACAACCUCGAUGUUAGUAAAAUACGAUAUAGACAUUUAGUGAGUAUUUAG